UCUCUUUUUAAUUUUUGUUUGGUGGUUGUAAAGAAAAAAAAAAUUUUCCAACUCCAAUUCACCCCCCUCUUGGAGUGCAUUGAGCCAACAAUUGGUAUCAGAGCAAGGGUUUCAAUUUGAAGGUUUAACCACCUAGGAAUUAAUCGGGGAUGGCUUAAUUUCAAGCUUCUCAACCACUUGAAGGUUUGUCUACCACUAGGCCUCCUUUCUUUGAUGGUACUAAUUAUAAUUAUUGGAAGAAUAAGAUAAAGGUCUACAUGCUUGCAACUGAGCCUAGGGCAUGGAUUGUGACUAUGAAAGGUCCAUAUGUGCCCAUAAAAGUUGUGCCAAAGGAAGAAGUUGAAUGGAAUGAUGAAGAUUUGGGGAAGAUCAUGAUCAACAACAAAGCAGUAACACAUGAAGGAACAAGCCAAGUGAAGGAGUCAAAAAUCAAUAAAGUCAUUUGCAUGUAUGAGCUUUUCAAGAUGAAAUCAGAGGAGAGCAUUCAAGAUAUGUAUACAAGAUUGAAUGAUAUAGUCACCAAUCUCAAGGCUCUUAGUAAGGUUUAUCCUUCUCAAGAAGUGGUGAGGAAGGUUCUUAGAAGCUUGCCUAAGAAUUGGGAAGCGAAGAAGACCGCAAUUGAAGAGUCUAAGGAUCUUAACACUCUCAAGCUUGAUGAUCUCAUUGGAAAAUUGUUGACAUAUGAGAUGGAAAUUCAACUUGAUGGUGGAGUUGAAGUAGUUGAGAAGAAGAAGAAGGAUGUUGCAUUCAAGGCUAGCAAACAAAAAGAAGAAAGUGAAGAUGAUGCUAGUGAUGAUGAGCCUAGCCAUGAGGAGGACAUCACCAAAUUAGUUUCAAAAGAAGUGAGGAAAUAUAUGAAGAAGAGCCUUAAAGGGAAAUCCUCUAGAAGAAACAAGGAAAUUCACUACUCUAGAGGAAGAAUGUGUAGUGAUGAUGAUGAUAGAGGAAGCCAAGAAAGAAGCAUAUCAAAUGCUAUGAGUGCAAUGAGAUGGGACACUAUAGAGAUGAAUGCCCCAAUUUGAAGAAAGGCAAGAAAAACAAAGCAUUUGUUACCUUUGUUACCAUAUGGAGCAAUGAUGAAUGUAGCUCAUUCGGGAAUGAAGGCUCCUUGGAAGAUGAUGUGUCCAAUCCUUGCUUUAUGGCUCCAAAAAAUAGCUUCUUUAAUGAAGAGGUAAGCUCUAA
This is a messenger RNA of Rubroshorea leprosula, 1182 nucleotides long. The record is from the annotation of a GenBank genome assembly. Lineage: Eukaryota; Viridiplantae; Streptophyta; Magnoliopsida; Malvales; Dipterocarpaceae.